Gamsiella multidivaricata is the source of this 451-nucleotide messenger RNA. RefSeq lists its product as uncharacterized. Lineage: Eukaryota; Fungi; Mortierellomycota; Mortierellomycetes; Mortierellales; Mortierellaceae. The transcript has a single exon. The coding region runs from base 36 to 287 and encodes 83 amino acids. The record is from RefSeq and is a predicted model, not a curated record.
GGUUCUCUUCCUCCAAAAGUCGUAUAAAUAUAACCAUGCCCUGCCUCUUCUCACUCUUUUUUUUUAUUCUUUUUCCCCUUUCCUCUUUUCUAAUCCCCUUUCCACCCUUUCGCCCUUUUUCUCCUUUCCACUCUCCAUCCGCCCCUCCCCCCUCCCCACUCUACUUACUCAUCUUUUGCAUAGAUCUAAUAGUAUCGGGCUCGGAUCAACACACUCUCCCUUCUCUCCAUAUCAUCUUUAGACUCUACCCUACUACAUCUCUACUCCACUCUUUCGUUUCAUUGUAAAAGAAGCAAAAACAAAUGGCUUCCAGAGAAAAGAAGUCCCCUCUCGUCAACUUGAUCGCCGGUGGUUCUGCCGGUUUCAUGGAGGCCCUGAUCUGUCAUCCUCUUGACACGAUCAAGGUCCGCAUGCAGCUCGCCAAGAACGCCCCCAGGAACGCCGCUGUAAG